Molecule: messenger RNA, 597 nt
Organism: Acanthosepion pharaonis
Lineage: Eukaryota; Metazoa; Mollusca; Cephalopoda; Sepiida; Sepiidae
Source: the annotation of a GenBank genome assembly
AUGCUAUGUCUCUUUUUCUCUGCUUACAUUAUGACAGGAUACAGGGAUGAUAUUGCACUCUUCCCUCUUCUAUGCAAUGUCUCUUUUUUCUCUGCUUACAUUAUGACAGGAUACAGGGAUGAUAUUAAGCACACUCUUCCCUCUUCUAUGCGGGAUACAGGGAAUGAUACAGGGAUGAUAUUAAACACUCUUUCUCUCUUCUAUGCAAUGUCUCUUUUCUCUGUUUACAUUAUGACAGGAUACAGGGAUGAUAUUAAGCACACUCUUCCCCUCUUCUAUGCAAUGUCUCUUUUCUCUGCUUACAUUAUGACAGGAUACAGGGAUGAUAUUAAGCACCUCUUCCCUCUUCUAUGCAAUGAUACAGGGAUGAUAUUAAGCACACUCUUCCCCUCAUCUAUGCUAUGUCUCUUUUUCUCUGCUUACAUUAUGACAGGAUACACGGAUGAUAUUAAGCACACUCUUCCCUCUUCUAUGCCAUGUCUCUUUUUCUCUGCUUACAUUAUGACAGGAUACAAGGAUGAUAUUAAGCACACUCUUCCACUCUUCUAUGCUCUGUCUCUUUUUCUUUGCUUACAUUAUGACAGGAUACAGGGAUGA